Molecule: messenger RNA, 2827 nt
Organism: Malaya genurostris
Lineage: Eukaryota; Metazoa; Arthropoda; Insecta; Diptera; Culicidae
Gene: scaf6
Product: calcium homeostasis endoplasmic reticulum protein
Exons: 10
Coding region: 161-2710 (849 amino acids)
Biological process (GO): intracellular calcium ion homeostasis; RNA processing
Cellular component (GO): perinuclear region of cytoplasm
Molecular function (GO): RNA binding
Source: RefSeq, a predicted model, not a curated record
UUGUCAAAAAAUUUAAAUGGCGUCCUGUGAGCAGAACGUUCGCAUUGUCGGCUUGUGUUGAGAAUAGUAAUAAAAACGUGAAAUUCGCAAGCAAUAGUCGCAAAGCGUAAAAAAACUAAAAGAUUUUCUAGAUAUUUUGUGGUGUAUUGGUUUACGUACCAUGGAUACACCUGCUCCACCUAAUGAUAUUGAAUUAAGGAAUAUCAUCGACAAGCUUGCAGAAUUCGUUGCACGCAAUGGUCCAGAAUUUGAGUCGAUGACAAAAUCGAAACAGAAAGGGAACGCUAAGUUCGCCUUUCUACACGGGGGCGAGUACUAUGACUACUAUCAGUACAAAGUAGCAACGAAACAGCAGUCGAUAAUGCAACAACAAGGGGGACAUUCUUCUGGAUUCAUGGGACAACAAAUGAAUCCAUUUGGCCAACAACAGCAAUCACAAAGUCAAAAUAAUCAGAUUCCGCAAAUUUGGUCAAAUCCGCCGCUUCCUCAAGUUUCGCAGCAACAAUCACAACCACAACAGCCUGUCAUCUCUCCUCAGAUUGCUGCCCAGAUUGAAGCCCUCGCAACGCAGCAAACCACCUUGAGAGAACAGAUUCGCCAGUCGGAACUGAAUCUCCAGGCUCAACAUGGAGUUCUACUUCAACAGCAACAGGUACAAAUUGACGAGGCUGUGACAAGAGCUCAGAAUGAUGCUCUGGUAAAACAAGCAGACGAUCAUAACAUAUCGCUAGGCGAAUUCGAUGCUAAACUGCAACCCAUUGUUGACUCGUGCACCAAGGAUAGUAUAUCUUAUGGAAAAGGCUGGAUUUUACAGCAUUGUACCGAUUCGGGAAAAUGUCAAAUUAUUUCGCAGUAUCUUUUGAGAAAGGCGUUAAUAGCUGGAGUAUUAUUUACGCAAAAGUUGCACCUGAUAUAUUUAGUUAAUGAUGUAAUUCAUCACUGCAUCCGAAAGCGUACCGAUGAACUGAAGAAAUGCUUGGAGGGUGCUGUUAUUCCAAUGUUUUGCAACGCCCAAAUAACGGCCGCGACCGACGAGCAACGAGCCAAGCUUACGAAGCUACUUUCGCUGUGGGAAUCUAAGGGAAACUUUUUCGAUGCUUGCGUUAUCUCGAAGCUGAAAUCACCACCAUCCUCGCUGCAAGAGUAUCAAAAUUCAUUACUCACUCAAUACGCAGCCGUUGUCGCUCAGAUCACCCAGAACACAAAGGCAACUUUCGAAAACUAUCAGCAACAACAUCAAGCGUUCGUCCAACAUGCAACUCAACAGUUGGCGUUACUGGAGAAGCAAAAACAACAAAUCGAACAGCAAGCAAUAAAGGCAGCUCUGGUUACUCAACAGAAACCUUCUGGGCCGAUGCCAUUGUUGCCAGAACUUUCUUCGGCUUCUAACAAUGGACACGGACAGGUAAACUCAAUGAUGGGAGGUGGUCGAGGUAUGGAACGGGAGAUGGCUAUCCCUUCGUUGCUGGAUCAGAACAUCAAUUUCAACCUACUGUCAGGGGCAAUUCAAAAUCUUCAGAACUUAAACGCACAGAACCCUGGUAAUCGUAACAGUGACAGCGGAACCAACAACAAUCCGGGAGGUGAUAACCGAAGUGGGAGUUAUGCUCAUUCGAACGAUUCUGGUGACGGUAAUAAUAAUGGGGAUUACUCUCAACCACCGCCCAAUUUCCCUAUUCCUGACAUGUCCAGACCGCCGCCCGGUAUGCAUCAAUUUCCUUAUGAUUCGCAAGAUAAUGAACACCUGGACGAUAGAGAUAACGAUUAUGACGACCAUAUUCCGGAUGAGGAAGAUGACAAUCGCGAGGAUGAUGACGAUCGUGAUAUCGUCCGUGAUGAGGAUGAGGUGGGGGAGGAUGACAUCAAUCAAGAUGAGCGACCGCCCACUCCACAACCGCUCACCCCAUCGAUACCGUAUUUCGAGUUGCCUGCGGGUCUCAUGGUUCCGUUGAUUCGCUUGGAAGAUUUCAGUUAUCACCCUCUAGACCCUGACCAGAUUCGCCUUCCUCCCCCAGCGCCACCGAACGAACGUUUACUUUCAGCAGUUGAAGCUUUCUAUGCUCCGCCAAGCCAUGAGCGGCCGCGAGAUGGAGAAGGCUGGGAGAAACUGGCACUUUACGAGUAUUUUAAAGUUAAAAAUGCAUCUCGUAAGCAAAAGGAAGAAGAAAUCGAGAACGGAGUUCGCGAACGUUCUCGUUCACCAACACCGAUUGAUCCGAGCUGGCUAAAAGCCAUAAAGAAACAGAAGAAACGCGAGUAUCGAUCUCGAAGUCGUAGUCGGUCAAGAUCGCGUUCACGAUCCCCCCGUCUGCGAAACAGACUGGGCUCCCGCUCACGGUCCCGAUCUCGAUCACCACGCAGAGCACAUAACAGAAGUCGAUCGCCCCGAAGGGAUCGUGCUCGAUCUAAGGAUAGAAAAUCACUUACUCCGCCUAGCUUCGGUGGCAGUGGCUUCGGUGCUAAGUCCAAUCAACCCGUUCCAGAAGGAAAAUUGCCAGCAGCGCCAAAACCUUCCACUACUCCCGUGAUGAGCAAUCCCAGUAUCAUGCCGCCACUCGAUACUAAUAUGGAUGACGAUUUUUGGGAUAGUAAUGAACACGAAGGUUUGGGUUCAUUUGGUGCAAGAAAUUCCGAUCCCUAUGAAAGCUUUCGGAAAAACAAAGGAGCUGCAUUUAUCACACGAAUGAAGGCAAGAACUGACGAUAGAUAGAUGAGCUGUUGUUAAUGUCACGAAUCAUCCGAAGUAGAUAUCACGACAGUAGGUUGUGAUUUUAUUGGAAACACAAACGAAAAGUCCUUAAUAAAAUACAUUGAAGAAAAGGAGAAA